Hermetia illucens (black soldier fly) is the source of this 3626-nucleotide messenger RNA. It is a transcript of the gene Nep2, whose product is annotated as neprilysin-2. The transcript is spliced from 11 exons. Gene Ontology annotation, cellular component: plasma membrane. Gene Ontology annotation, molecular function: metalloendopeptidase activity. Gene Ontology annotation, biological process: protein processing. The coding region runs from base 631 to 2967 and encodes 778 amino acids. The record is from RefSeq and is a predicted model, not a curated record. NCBI's taxonomy places the organism in Eukaryota, Metazoa, Arthropoda, Insecta, Diptera, Stratiomyidae.
UGUUGUUGAUGUUCGAUGGAAAAGUUGUGCGGCAUAUAAAAUCGUUGGGGAGCAUUGGAGGCGACCUCAGUUCAACGGUGCCGGUCACGUUGAGCGGAUUUUCUUACGCGGGUCGAAAUUCCGAGAGAAAUUUCGAUUGUGUGCAUUUCACUGGAGAAAUCGUUAUUCUCCGUCGUCGUCAGAUUUGUAUUGGGUAUUCCGCGAUUUGAGCGGAAUCCUGGAAACGGUUACGAACUAUUCGACCUCGUAACUACCCUCCGCGUAAGGAGCUUUUGAAGUUCGUUGCAGCGAAUUUAUUGUAGUUUCUUUGAUAUUGAAUUUGUGUAGUGAACUUUUGUACGUUAUCUGCCGAACAUUCGAAAGUGUUGAUAUUUGUCCAGUGCUUGCUGUUGUGAAUAUUAAAUUAUAGAGUUCAAAUCUUGGAUAUAUUAAAACUUUCCAAAGUGUAAUAAAUACGAACUGCGUAUACGUGACUGGCCGGUUGCCCCUCAGUUGUAGCCAAAUAUAUCCGUUGACUCUUUACUACUACCGGGAAGUUUAAAGAAAUUGCAAAAGUGAAUCGCUUCCACACCGAGCGUUAUUUUGGGCGGAUUUACAUUACCUGUAUAAGGACAGUCGGACUUGAAGAAAAUGCAGACAGUCAUAAAAAAUCCGAGUUGGUGGAGGCGCCGCACUACGUUGGAACGAACAUUAACAUUAAUUAGUAUAGUUGCUCUAAUUGCUGUCGCAGCAUUGGUCAUAGCAUUAGUUUCAGUCGUUUUAUCUGAUAAACAUCAUGAAGUGUUAGAAUUACCCGGAACUGCUGAAGCUCUGGGAGCCCCACCGGCAACACAUAUCAUCUCCAAGCAUCCUGACAUAGAGACAAAUGAAGUAACAUCGAAGAAGGACGAUAUUUGCUUGACCUCAGAAUGUGUGCAUACGGCAUCGAAUGUGCUGGAGGCACUGGACACCUCGGUAGAACCAUGUGACGAUUUUUAUAACUUUGCAUGUGGUUCGUUUUUGAAGAACACAAAUAUUCCUGAUGAAAAAACACAGGUCAACACAUUCUCAGUCAUUGGUGACAAGCUGCAGAUUCAGCUGAAGCAACUGAUCACUGAGGAACCAAGUGAAACGGUAGCGAAACCAUUCAAGUUGGCCAAUAAGUUGUAUAAGGCGUGUAUGAACAAAACUUUAAUCGAGCAAAAAGGCACUCAACCAAUUGUCGAGAUUGCUGAAAAACUAGGAGGCUGGCCUGUGAUCAAAGGUGACGCCUGGGACGAAAAUUCAUGGACAUGGCAAGACUCUGUCAAAAAUUUCCGAAAAUAUGGUUUCAGCAUGGAUUACAUUUUGGACUUUUCCGUUGGAAUCGACUUGAAAAAUUCGACUCGACGAGUGAUCGAUCUGGACCAAGCAGCUAUUGGCGUAAGCCGGGAGUAUCUUGUUAAAGGACUAGAGGAUAAGAUUGUGCGGGCAUAUUAUGACUACAUGGUGGAUAUGGCUGUUUUGUUUGGAGCCGAACGCACUCGAGCCGUGAAUGAAUUGAGAGAGUCUUUGCAAUUCGAAAUUGAUUUGGCAAACAUAUCACUUCCUAAUGAAAAACGUCGGAAUUCAUCAGCUCUCUACAAUCCAAUGACUAUUGCUGAUAUUCAAACCAAAUAUCCUUAUGUAUCAUGGCUAAACUACAUUAACGCCCUUUUACCAGAGGGUCUCGAUGUCGAUGAAAAUGAAAUCGUUAUUGUCUCGGUACCAACGUUCUUCGAAGCUCUAGGAGAUCUGAUAAAGAGGACACCGAAAAGAGCUAUUGCCAAUUAUGUAAUGUGGCGUAUCCACGGAUUUUCAGCAUUCUUCCUCACAGAGGAGCUACGAAAACGUCAACUUCAAUACAGUACGGUUUUGAGCGGACGCCAAGAACAGGAGCCACGUUGGAAGGAAUGUGUGGAUAUAACAAGUGGAAGUAAUGAGUACGAUAGUGAUCAACAAGAAUACGGUCUUCCAAUAGCGGUCGGUGCACUCUACGUAAGGAAACAUUUCCAAGAAGACGACAAGUCCAAAGCUCUUGAAAUGGUUAAUGGAAUUCGGGAAGAAUUUGAGAAGAUCCUGAAAGAAGUUUCAUGGAUGGAUGAAAAAACCCGAGAAGCAGCUCUCAACAAGCUCCACCGCAUGACAACACACAUUGGAUACCCUGAUGAAAUCAUGAAGGAUAGCAAGUUGGAAGAAUAUUACAAAGACUUAGACAUUGAUCCUGACAAUUACUUGCCUUCGAUUCUGAAAAUGAGCGUGUUCGGAACUAACUAUUCAUUCAACAAGCUGAGAAAGCCAUUCAACAAAACCGAUUGGUUGAAUCACGCCAAACCCGCUGUUGUUAACGCUUAUUAUUCAUCAAUUGAAAACAGUAUCCAAUUCCCUGCGGGUAUUCUCCAAGAAAAAUUCUUCUCAGCUGAUCGUCCAAAAUAUAUGAAUUAUGGAGCGAUUGGAUACGUAAUUGGUCACGAGAUCACUCACGGAUUUGAUGAUCAAGGACGGCAGUUCGAUUCAGAUGGCAACUUGGUUGACUGGUGGCAAGAAAACACGAAGAAGGCUUACUUGGAGAAAGCACGAUGCAUUAUUGAGCAAUAUGGAAACUACACAGAAGUACUAACUGGGUUGAAGCUUAAUGGAAUCAAUACACAAGGAGAAAACAUUGCCGAUAACGGAGGCAUCAAGGAGUCCUAUCUAGCCUAUAAGAAAUGGGCCGAAAAGAACGGGCCAGAACCACGUCUGCCUGGACUUCCAUAUAGCCCGCAACAGAUGUUCUGGAUUUCAGCAGCCCAAACAUGGUGUUCAGUAUACCGAGCAGAAACUCUCAAAAUGCGCAUCACGACUGGCGUCCAUUCACCUGCCGAAUUCCGUGUCCUAGGACCAAUCAGCAACAUGCGUGACUUCUCGAAAGAUUUCAAUUGUCCCGAAGGCACGCGUAUGAAUCCGAUCAAAAAAUGCGAAGUUUGGUAACUUGGCAAGAAAGAAGUGAAAACCAGUUGGACACAUUGAGGCACCUUCAUUCUAUCAAGGCAACUCAAUAGCAUAAAGUAUUAAGUGUUAAUCUUCUUUGCAAUUAGUUAAAGCAAAUUUUAUUUCUAUUUAUUUUAUUACUUUUAGUCUUUAUUCUCCACCCGGUAUUUUAUUCAUUAGCGCACAUCUGACUUUUAUCCUCCACUCUUAAUUGUACCUUUCACAUUUCAUGACUUUCUUUAUUUAACACACCCAACAAAAGCACAUAUCUCUUCACCCCCUGUAUAGUUUCUAAUGUCUUUUAGUUAAAGGACAAAUUAAUUCGAAGACGAUGCAGGAAGAAACUGAUUGCCAAUUUGUGGAACCUGCAUCGGAAUGUUUUUAUUUUCGCUUUGGUUAAGCACAAAGUCUAGCUAAAAUUUAAAAUAAUUGAAUUUCAUAUAAAUAUAAGUGAAGAUAAAAAAUGUGGAAAAUUGUAGAAAAUAAUAGGUGAAUUGUGGUCCUACGUCCUUGUUUUAAAUUGAUAUGAUAAUAUUUAUAAAUUUGAAAAAGAAAUGACACAAAACAAGAUUUUAAAAUCGUGUGAAAACACAUUACCAUUUUAUGAAUUGAAUAAUGUAUCUUCUGAUAUUUUUUAUAAAAUAAAAUUAAUAAAAGAA